AUGAGAAGAGUUUAUGCUUUCAACUUUGACUACUCUGGAAGGCUCUUUAGAAAUUGACACAUGUCUUUUACACUCUUUUCAACAAUCGCAUGACUUUUUCUCAUUGUUCCUGCGAUUUACUACAGAGGGUUUAUAAGUUUUAUCCUCUUUCUCAAUUCAGGAAAGCUCGGAUUGAUUGUCGGCUUAUAUAUCUUAUGCUCAAUUAUCAUGGCAGGAUAUGCUCUUUCGAAAAAAUUUCUUUCAUCAAUUAUUGGAGCUCUUAGCAAUAUUGAUAGCAAGCUAUUCUGGGACACAUUUAUCAAUGAAAAUAUGCUUUUGCAGUAUUAUUUCAUUGCUUUAGGGCAGACUAAAAUAAAUAUUGCAGAAUUGAUGAUUUGAGGUUUUAUUAGCUUUUUCUAUACCACAUGCAAAUCAAUGCAAGGUGUUGUAAAGCUCAGGAUCCAAUCUAACAAUGAAAAAAAUCUCAAAAUCCUUUUAAGCAUUAUUAUCAGCUUGAUAGCUAUUUUUAUGACAAAUUUUAUCUUAAUUUUCCAUUCAAUUGGAUUAAACCUUAUACUUCUUGCAACCUAUGAAGGAUUUAUAGUUCUUUUUGACUCAGCCUACACCCUAUGCAUACUUCACUAUAAACUAAUUCCAAAUGAAAUUAGAGAUCUGAAACUCAAAAUCCUCGAAAACUCCAUCAGAUGCAUGCAUUGGCUUCAGAUAAGUUAUUUAUUUGGCAAUUAUUUUUCUUUUCACCCAAUUCACCUUGUUACACUUAUAAAGACUAAUGGAAUUGUAGCGGAUAUUUGCUCUUUAAUUUCUAAAUAUUACCAUUAUAAAAAAUCAGUUAAGACUUUUUUGAAGAAAUAUCCAGCUUUGCCAAAAGAGCAAAUAGAAGAACUGCAAGAUGAAAAAUGCUGUAUUUGUUUGGACACAAUUUCAGUUGGAGUUUGUUGUAAAAUUUCAUGCAAUCAUGUGUUUCAUUAUGACUGUAUAAGAAAACUUAUGAUGAGUACCAAAAAAAGAAUUUGCCCGUUAUGCAAGCGAGAAUUUAUGGAUCCUGAAAACAGUGAGCCAAGGAGGAACUGAAGCUUAUGGCCAAGAUUUUUGCCGCAGUUUCAUAUCACUUUUAGCAGCAUCUGAAAUAAUGAAGAUGCCAUAAGACAAAUCAGAGAGAUUCUUCCAAAUGUGACCGAAGAUAUGAUUAGAAACGAAAUUAAUAGGACUGGCUCAAUAGAAGUUGCAAUUGGAAAUUUAAUUGGAAAUGUUUAA
Molecule: messenger RNA, 1254 nt
Organism: Blepharisma stoltei
Lineage: Eukaryota; Ciliophora; Heterotrichea; Heterotrichida; Blepharismidae
Source: the annotation of a GenBank genome assembly